Molecule: messenger RNA, 1564 nt
Organism: Pangasianodon hypophthalmus (striped catfish)
Lineage: Eukaryota; Metazoa; Chordata; Actinopteri; Siluriformes; Pangasiidae
Gene: rp9
Product: RP9 pre-mRNA splicing factor
Exons: 6
Coding region: 390-1049 (219 amino acids)
Biological process (GO): RNA splicing
Source: RefSeq, a predicted model, not a curated record
GGAGUCACACCUGAUUGUUUAAUCAUUCAUCUUGGUCUCCAGUCAGCUAUCAAGUGUUUGCCUCUUGUUUGGCUGGAAUGAAAGCUGUAGGCACAGCGGUGUUUCUGCGGAGUAGACUGAAGAGCCCUGUUUUACAGCAUUCCUCUACUUUCCCCUGAAAAAAGCUAGCGACAGCGGCAGGGACUCUUAUUGUGACACACAGUUCACCCGGAAGUCGAAGAGGAGCUGUUCUAUUUUUUUUUCUUUGCUAUGCUUUAGCUAAACCAGUGUGAAGCAUGUAUGAAGCAUUUUGUAAAGAAAAAUUAUAAUAUUAAAAUAAAAAAUAAAUAAAUAAAAAAGGCGCUGUAGUAGUACUAUGCAGCAUAUAGUUGUGCACUAAAGUAACCGCCAUGUCAGACAGAAAGCGACGGAGAGAAGAGCGAGAGGAAAGACGAGACAGAAAGAGGCUGAAAGACUCUGAAAAGGAGGAGAAGAAAUACAACACACACACUAAAAAACUCAGCCAAGAGGUGCAGAAACUGAAACAUGUGGAGACUUUCUAUGAGAAACCUCCUCCUGGACUUAUAAAGGAGGAAGAAGAGAAACCAGAGGACUGUAUUCCUGAUGUCCCCGGGAAUGAGCACGCCAGGGAGUUCCUGGCUCAUGCACCCACUAGAGGCCUGUGGAUGCCUCUGGGCAAAGAGGUGAAAGUCAUGCAGUGCUGGAGAUGCAAGCGUUAUGGCCACAGGACCGGGGACAGAGAAUGUCCUUUCUUCAUCAAAGGCAAUCAGAAACUGGAACAGUUCAGAGUGGCACAUGAAGACCCGAUGUAUGACAUCAUUAGGGAAAACAAGCGCAAUGAGAAGGAGACGAGGAUCCAGCAGCUGAGACAGCUCCUACAGGAUACAACAUCCGACUCAGACUCCAGCUCCUCUUCCUCCUCCUCCCCCUCCUCUCACCACGCCCAUAAGAAGAAGAAGAAGAAAAAGGAAAAGAAGAAGAAAAAGAAGAAGAAGAAACAAAAGAAGAAUCAGAAGCACGAGUCAAAGUGUAGUGAUAGCUCAGACUGAGAGGAGAAUGUUGUUACUGGUGGCUCUGCUGGGAGAUGACAGGGGCAGCUGUAGAGACCUUUGCUAAGCCACUGAGCUCUGCUUUCUCCCCCCCGCCGCUCUUCCUCCCAUCCUGCUGACUCUGCUUAAUAAUACAUGCAGGCAUUUCAUUUCCCCUGUCAUCAGAAACGGUUUGCUUAUGUGACGUCUCUAUCAGCUCUGUCUCACAUUAGACCGUUGUCAUGUUUGUGCCGCAGGCUUCAGACGGUCCGUGCCUGAAGAUGAUGUAAUGUCAGCUCUGAAUGGGUGUGGUGUAAGAGGAAUAUUGCUCGCUGCUGUAAUGUAUUUAUUGCUUUUUCCUGUCUGAAUGAGUUGAGUUUUGUUCAGAAUUGAUUCCUCGUGGAUUCUGAAAAUGUUUAUUGAUCAAGCAAAGCCUUGCAAUAAUACUGAAUACUUCCCCAAAAUGUUGGAGAUUAUAUUUCUGUAAAUACAUGGAUGAAGUGAAAAUGGUGUUAUUAAAUACAUUUGCAGUGUUU